Messenger RNA from Apus apus (common swift), 1389 nucleotides. It is a transcript of the gene EDA, whose product is annotated as ectodysplasin A. NCBI's taxonomy places the organism in Eukaryota, Metazoa, Chordata, Aves, Apodiformes, Apodidae. Gene Ontology annotation, molecular function: tumor necrosis factor receptor binding; death receptor agonist activity; death receptor binding. Gene Ontology annotation, cellular component: membrane. Gene Ontology annotation, biological process: animal organ development; immune response. The transcript is spliced from 8 exons. The record is from RefSeq and is a predicted model, not a curated record. Bases 97 to 1161 code for a protein of 354 amino acids.
CCCGGCCGCGCAGCCCCGCGGCGCUGGGCUCGGCCGAGCAUGGAGCAGUAGCGGCUCAGCGCCCGGCCGCUCCGCACCGUCCCGCACCGCCGGGCCAUGGGCGCGGAGCGCAGGGGGGAGGCGGCUGCGCCCCGCGGUGGCUGCGCCUGCGGCGGCGGCGGGAGCUGGCGGCUGUUCCUGGGCUUCUUCGCGCUGUCGCUGGCGCUGCACGUCCUGACGCUGGGCUGUUACCUGGAGCUGCGCUCCGAGCUCCGCCGGGACCGCGGCCCGCAGCCCGCAGCCCCGCCGCGCCGGGACGGGACGGCGGCAGCCCCGGGCUCCCCGGCCGCCGGGCGCCCGCAGCGGCCCCCCGAGGGCGGGGAGCGGCGCCAGCAGCUGGCCUUGCUGAACUUCUUUCACACUGAAGAAAAGCUGCACGUGGGAGAAGAAGGCAGACGCGUCCGGCGAAAUAAAAGGAGUAAAGGCAGCGAGGGGCCAGACGGUCCAAGUUCAGUUAAAAACAAGAAAAAGGGUAAGAAGGCUGGUCCUCCAGGGCCCAACGGUCCCCAAGGGCCACCAGGUCCUCCUGGGCCCCAGGGUCCCCCCGGCAUUCCUGGCAUCCCGGGGAUUCCAGGCACAACCGUGAUGGGACCACCUGGCCCUCCUGGCCCCCCAGGCCCUCAGGGACCUCCUGGCCUGCAGGGCCCCUCAGGUGCCACAGACAAGGCCGGCUCCAGAGACAUCCAGCCAGCUGUGGUCCACCUUCAAGGCCAAGGCUCUGCAAUCCAAGUGAAGAAUGAUCUUUCAGGUGGAGUCCUCAAUGACUGGUCUCGCAUCACUAUGAACCCCAAGGUGUUUAAGCUGCAUGCCCGCAGUGGGGAGCUGGAGGUACUGGUGGACGGCACAUACUUCAUCUAUAGUCAGGUAGAAGUCUACUACAUAAACUUCACAGAUUUUGCCAGCUAUGAGGUGGUGGUGGAUGAGAAACCCUUUCUGCAAUGCACUCGGAGUAUUGAGACCGGCAAGACCAACUUCAACACCUGCUACACAGCUGGGGUCUGCCUCCUGAAAGCCAGGCAGAAGAUUGCUGUGAAAAUGGUCCAUGCUGACAUCUCCAUCAACAUGAGCAAGCACACAACUUUCUUUGGGGCCAUACGCCUAGGAGAUGCACCAGCAUCCUAGAUGAACUUGGCGUGUCCAAGGAUACUCACAGAACUGCACAGUGCUGCUGUUCAUAAAGCCUAUCAGUAUUUCAGGGGGUUCUGUAAUCCAGCCAUAAGGAAAACUGAUCCAGAGCUAUUUAUUCCUAUAUGUGAAUGCAGGAAGCACAAUUGUCUUCUGUGACUUGCAUGGAGACUUAGAUCCAAAAAGCUAGUGGGGACAAAAAAAAAAAGCGUUGUGAGGAAGAAA